ACCGCGCGCAUGGGGGUGGUCUAGGUAUCCUUUGCUUUUCAGUUGCAGGUUCGAUCGAACUUGCCAAGAAGGGCCAGCUAUCUCGUCCCGCAUGUCGACAGCGAGGGAUGCCUGCUGCCAACCUCGUGCCCCGCGAGUCUCAGGGUUCUUCACCUGCGACGCUCUAUAAAGCGGAGCCGAGCGACGGCCAUGUUCGUGAGCCACUGUUCCAUCGAUCCCAGUUAAGCUCGAGUGUUCAAGUGCCCGAAGCCGAAGGGGAGACAGCUAGCGAGAAGGGGGGGGGGGGGGAUGGCGGAUGGCACAAGCUCCCGUUGCAUUGCGCUGCUCUUGCUCCUUGCAAUGGCGGCUCGAGCGGAUUCGGUCGUCACCGACGGCCUACUACCAAAUGGCAACUUUGAGGAAGGGCCGAGCAAGUCCGAGCUUAACGGCACGAUGGUGACGGGUCGCUACUCCAUACCGAACUGGGAGAUCUCAGGGUUCGUGGAGUACAUCGAGUCCGGGAAGACGCAGGAGGGCAUGAUCCUAGCGGUGCCCGAGGGCGCGCGGGCCGUGCGGCUGGGCAACGACGGGACCAUCCGGCAGCGGCUAAGCGUGACCCGGAAGACGUACUACUCCAUCACCUUCAGCGCGGCGCGCACCUGCGCCCAGGCCGAGAGGCUGAACGUGUCGGCUGCCCCGGAGUCCGGCAUCCUCCCCAUCCAGACCCUGUACACCAGCAGCGGCUGGGACUCCUACUCCUAUGCCUUCAAAGCCAGGCAUAGCACCGUGUGGUUCACCAUCCACAACCCCGGCGUCGAGGAGGACCCGGCGUGCGGCCCCCUGAUCGACUCCGUUGCCAUCAAGACCCUCCACCGUCCCCAUCGCGUCAAGGGUAAUAUGCUGAAAAACGGAGACUUUGAGGAGGGCCCGUACAUCUUCCCGAACUCCCCGUGGGGCGUGCUGGUGCCGCCGAUGGACGAGGACGUCGUGUCUCCGCUGCCGGGGUGGAUGAUCAUGUCGGACACGAAGGCCGUCAAGUACGUGGACGCGACGCACUUCGCGGUGCCGCACGGCUCCUACGCCGUGGAGCUGGUGGCCGGCACGGAGUGCGCGCUAGUGCAGGAGGUGAGCACACUGACCGAUCGGACGUACAAGCUGUCCUUCUCCGUCGGGGACGCGGCCAACGGGUGCAACCAGCCCCUGGUCGUGAAGGCGUACGCGGCGCGGUCGAGCCUGGAGGUGACGUACGUGUCCCAGGGCAUGGGCGGGAGCAAGCGCGCCGAGCUCGAGUUCGCGGCGGUCUCGAACCUCACGCGCGUGGUGUUCCAGAGCAUGAACCACUACAUGAAGCCCGACGGGACGCUCUGCGGGCCGGUCGUGGACGACAUCUCUCUCGUCAGCGUGCACAAGCACGCGGCUCGCCGGUUGUUCAUGUAGUUUACCGCGUGCCGCAUGGAAAAUGUAACAACUUGUCUCUGCUGGGCCUGGGAGUAGUACUGCGGUAGCCGACAAUGUGCAUGGCCAGUGAUAAUCUGCUCGAAUACCGGUCCUAGAUAUGAUGUUUUUAGAUUGAUUUUUUUUUUCACUUGACGAACGAACCCUGCGACCUCUUGCGGCUUAUGUGAGAGUCGAACUCGCAAAUAUAGUAGUUUACAUGCCCAUGCAGUUUGUGGGAGCCGAAGACAUCGGCCCUCGCGCGAAACUUUCUUAGCAUCUCA
This is a messenger RNA of Phragmites australis (common reed), 1697 nucleotides long. Its product is annotated as BIIDXI-like protein At5g11420. Lineage: Eukaryota; Viridiplantae; Streptophyta; Magnoliopsida; Poales; Poaceae. Bases 289 to 1416 code for a protein of 375 amino acids. The record is from RefSeq and is a predicted model, not a curated record. The transcript has 3 exons.